Macadamia integrifolia is the source of this 2412-nucleotide messenger RNA. RefSeq names its product zinc finger protein ZPR1 homolog. The record is from RefSeq and is a predicted model, not a curated record. Lineage: Eukaryota; Viridiplantae; Streptophyta; Magnoliopsida; Proteales; Proteaceae. The coding region runs from base 575 to 2059 and encodes 494 amino acids. Gene Ontology annotation, cellular component: nucleus; cytoplasm. Gene Ontology annotation, molecular function: zinc ion binding. The transcript has 2 exons.
UUCCAUUCCACCUUUCAGCUCGGGGUCUCGGACUCUCUAGAGUAACUACAUCUUCUAUUCUCUUCUCGUUUCCUCAUCUGUCCUCCAUUUUCUUCUUGGGUUAGGGAGAUGGUGAAGUAGAGUACAAGAGAACGAAAUUUGCUAAUCGACCUUCAAUUCUUCGUUUCUUCGUCUCCUUCUCGUUCUUCGUUUCUCCUCUCCUCAUCAGCCAAGGGAUUGCUUCCUCUGCAUUCAGCCAUCCGCAAGACCACGACUUACAAUCAUCUUACCUGUCAGUUGCAGGGGUCUUCGACACUCGAUCGCAUCACAGGUGGUGCACAUGUCUGUUACAUAGUGAAUAUAUGCCUGUACUUUUGCUUAUAGAGAAGUCGUAUUAAACACGUGCCGUAUGUGCUUUAUUGCACCAGAUUUUUGGGAAGUAUUAUUGCCAUCUAGUCCAUUUAAUUGCUGGACACAUCCAUACUGUUUUACGAACUUACUUUGGGGAGGAGCGAAGGUUUGCCAGAAGGCCUGGAAAUACGAUAGUCCUCAUCUCUGGUUUCAUUGAAAAAAGAAGGGGAAAAGAAUCAAAAGAAUGGCAUCUAGAGAUCCAAUUGUUGAUGUAGGAUCUGCGGUGGAAGCAGUUUCUGCGGAUGAUGUUCUGCCUCUUCAUCAGAUUGAGAGCCUGUGCAUGCGUUGUGAAGAGAAUGGAACAACUAGACUUCUAUUGACCAGCAUCCCUCAUUUUAGGGAAAUUGUGGUUAUGGCCUUUGAAUGCCCUCAUUGUGGUGAACGAAACAAUGAAGUACAGUUUGCUGGUGAGCUCCAGCCUCGUGGAUGUUUGUACCGUUUGGAGGUUCCAUCUGGUGAUCAGAAAAUGCUAAACCGUCAAGUGAUAAAAUCUGAUUCUGCUACCAUUAAGAUACCAGAACUGGAUUUUGAGAUUCCUCCUGAAGCUCAACGUGGCAAGUUAUCAACAAUAGAAGGGAUACUACUGCGGGCUGUGGAUGAACUGCAGGCCCUUCAAGAAGAACGCAAGAAAGUGGUUCCUGAGACUGCUGAAGCUUUGGACCAGUUCUUGAUGAAAUUGAAAUCAUAUGUAACAGGAGAUGUACCAUUCACCUUCAUUCUUGAUGAUCCUGCUGGAAACAGCUUCAUUGAGAAUCCUUUUGCUCCAUCUUCAGACCCAUCAUUGACUAUUAAGUUCUAUGAGAGGACUCCCGAGCAACAGGAAGCACUGGGAUUUCUUGUGGAUUCAUCACAAUCGGGAGAACAUGAAACGGAGAGUGCUAUUGAAGCAUUAACUGAUGGAAGAAGAGGUGAUUCUAAUGAAACUAAAGGAGAGCCACAUGGAUCCAUUGGAGCCGUUGCUGGUCAUCGAGCUAUUGCUCAGGGUAAUAGUGAGGAAGUUGCUGCAGCCUUGUUUAGGUACUCUGCUCCAGAAGAGGUGAUGACAUUUCCAUCGACUUGUGGAGCUUGUAGUGUUAGAUGUGAGACUCGGAUGUUUGUCACCAAAAUCCCAUACUUUCAAGAAGUUAUUGUCAUGGCAUCUUCAUGUGAUGCUUGUGGUUAUCGCAGUUCUGAGUUGAAACCUGGUGGUCGAAUUCCUGAGAAGGGCAAGAAAAUAAAAGUGUGUGUGCAGAGUGUUGGUGAUCUAAGCCGAGAUGUAAUAAAGUCAGAUACUGCAAGUGUGAAAAUUCCAGAAAUUGAUUUGGAGCUGGCUAGUGGCACUUUAGGUGGAGUUGUUACAACCAUCGAGGGCUUGAUUACUAAAAUUAGUGGAAGUCUUGAGAGAGUACAUGGAUUCACUUUUGGAGAUAGUCUUGAUGAUCAGAGAAGAAGCAAAUGGCUAGAAUUCAGAGUGAGGUUGAACAAGCUUUUGAGUUUGGAGGAACCUUGGACUUUAAUUAUUGAUGAUGCAUUGGCAAAUUCUUUUGUUGCACCCAUCACUGAUGCCCUUGAGAAUGACCACCAGCUGACAUUUGAAGAAUACGUGAGGUCAUGGGAGCAGAAUGAGGAGCUGGGUCUUAAUGACAUGGAUACCUCUGCAGCUGAUGUUGACGACUCAAUGACGAAUUAAAUAAUGAUCGACAGACUAUUAUACCAGCCCUAUGUGUUCUUCAUAUUAUUUAGGUAUUCCUUUUUCCAAUUUUUCCCUCUUUUCGCUUGUUUGUGUUUCCUUUCCUUAAUGUGGCACCCAAAGUUUUAAUUGCUUUCUAGUGUGAAAUUUUUAUUUUCUGAGGGAUAUGCUGGUCAAACCAUCUUGUAUGAACAAAAAUUUCGAAUUAUAAAGAAUUCUGCAUGGAAAGUGUUUUCCUGGAAAACUGACAUAUGAUCCACAUGUGCAAUAUGAAAGCUAGUAAAAAACCACUUACUGCCUGCCUGUACCAUCGAGGAACCACAAGAAUAAAGAAACAACAUUUAUAUUUGGUA